CGCCGUGCUACGUCAGACGCCGCGCGGGAGCGAGCCCGGCAGCGGCGGGAGCGGCGGAUGGGACGGACACGCGGGGCCCGCACCCCGGCAACGAGGCUCUGAAGAGAAAGCAGAAUGUCGCUCUACGAUGACCUGGCCGUGGAGACGAGCGACUCGAAAACAGAAGGUUGGUCCAAGAACUUCAAACUCCUGCAGUCUCAGCUUCAGGUGAAGAAAGCCACGCUGACACAAACAAAGACCCAGCGUUCGAAGCAGAGUACGGUUUUGGCUCCCGUGAUCGACCUGAAGCGUGCCGCUGCUGGCGAGGAACGGCAGAUUGUUGACACGCCACCCCACAUCGCCUCUGGCUUAAAGGACCCGGUGCCCAGUGGCUUCUCCACGGGCGAGGUGCUGAUCCCUCUGGCCGACGAGUACGACCCCAUGUACCCAAACGACUACGAGAAGGUUGUGAAACGCCAGCGCGAGGACAGGCAGAGACAGCGGGAGCUGGAGCGACAGAAAGAAAUAGAAGAGAGAGAGAACGUACCAUUUCUGUGUGUUGAACCUUCCAGGAGAAGGAAGGAACGGCACGAACAACCCAGCGGCUUCGCAAGACGACCCGACCCAGAAUCAGACGAAGAUGAUGAAGACAGGGAGAAGGAAAGGCGGAAAAGAAGUAUGGGAGGAGCUGCCAUCGCCCCGCCCUCAUCACUCGUUGAAAAAGAUAAAGAACUCAUCCCAACGUUCCAGUACGAGGAGGAGCCCCGGUCUCGGAAUGCCCCCGUCAAAGCUGCCAUCCCACCACCGGUGUACGAAGAGCCCGAGAGACCUCGCUCACCGCCUGGCCCCACCAACUCAUUCAUCGCCAACAUGGGCGGCACGGUGGCGCACAAAAUCAUGCAGAAGUACGGCUUCCGUGAAGGGCAAGGCCUGGGGAAGCACGAGCAGGGGCUGAGCACCGCGCUGUCCGUGGAGAAGACCAGCAAACGAGGAGGGAAGAUCAUCGUCGGUGACAGCGCAGAGAAAGUCGAGAUGCCCCCUGCGUCCAAGAAAUCAGAAGCAAACCCUCUGACAGAGAUCCUGAAAAAUCCCACUAAAGUGGUUCUACUGCGGAACAUGGUUGGCCCGGGGGAGGUUGAUGAUGACCUGGAAGGUGAAACCAAGGAGGAGUGUGAAAAGUACGGCAAAGUGACCAAGUGUGUCAUAUUCGAGAUUCCUAGUGCACCUGACGAUGAAGCCGUGCGGAUAUUUAUCGAGUUCGAGCGGGUUGAGUCAGCAAUCAAAGCCUUGGUGGACCUGAACACGAGAUACUUCGGGGGCAGAGUGGUGAAGGCUUGUUUCUACAACCUGGACAAAUUCCGCCAGUUGGACCUGGGGGACCUCUUCUGAAAGUGCCAGCCCUUUGGCCUUCAGUCAACGGAGUCAACAUUCCUUUGGGCAUGAAGACGCAGGAGGAGAAUUAUGAUCGAUUCUUACAAUGUCGACAGCCAUCCUAAGUCGUAGCUACAAGGAACUGCAGAUGCGGGGAUCUUACAUGGAACAUAAUGCUGGAGUAACUCAGUGGGCUGGGCAACACCUCUGGAACAAGGGGCCUUCAACACCCUGCACCUCCCCCCCCUACCCCCCCCCACCUGCAUCCACCUAUCACUUGUGUACUG
Amblyraja radiata (thorny skate) is the source of this 1637-nucleotide messenger RNA. RefSeq names its product RNA binding motif protein 17 (gene rbm17). Gene Ontology annotation, biological process: mRNA cis splicing, via spliceosome; alternative mRNA splicing, via spliceosome. The transcript is spliced from 12 exons. Gene Ontology annotation, cellular component: precatalytic spliceosome. Gene Ontology annotation, molecular function: RNA binding. The coding region runs from base 115 to 1368 and encodes 417 amino acids. The record is from RefSeq and is a predicted model, not a curated record. Lineage: Eukaryota; Metazoa; Chordata; Chondrichthyes; Rajiformes; Rajidae.